UUGCAUGCAAGUGAGAGAGAGAGAGAGAGUGAGAGAGCGAGAGAGAGAGGGAGGGUUUCUGCUGUUCUGAGGGAAAGAGUGGGAUUCCCAUUUCUAGUAUCAUGACAAAGGUGACUUGAGACAUACUGGAAAGGAGUGAAACUCCACAUGCAGCCUGGAUAUUAACAAAUUCUUUCCCUGGAGGAUUUAUUAUCUAAAAUGGACUAUAUCUGAAAAAAAAAAAACAACUGCCUUCACAUUUGAGAUUUACUGCAUUUGAUUUGGAUUUGAAGGGUUCUUCUGCUGGUCGAGUAGUCAUGAAAGGUCUCCAAACACUGAGUGAAAUGCCUCACUAAAAGUUUCCUCUGAGUGGUUGUGAUCCAGCAUGUAGCAGAGGUGAACAAGUCCCUUCACGCCUAAGAGCAAUCCGACAACGUAAGUCCCCUUCUUUUUAAUGCGCUGCUCAUCUGUUAGAGAUGAAUUUCAGGCGGUCUGCGUUGUCAUAUUUUCUCUGACUUGGUCCCUCCCAAAUGCACUGAGUGAAGAUUUGACCCGGGGUUACAUUCAUGCAAUCUGUUGAUGCCACCCAGGAGCUGACGAAUGGCUUUGACUGACCAUCUGACGGGCUGAGAGGCACUUUUGGAAGUCGCCUCUUUUUUAAGCCACUAGUCUUUGAACAAUAAACUGCUUCUCCCCGGUUGAGUCCCCUCAUUAUGUUUGACCAUCCAUCAAGCCGCCGCUGACUCACCUGAAAUACCGCCCUGCCACUACAGCUGACCUCAGCAACCACCCCAGAAACAUCCGUUAAGUGACCUCUGCCACAGUCACGCUGUAUUUUAUGUUGCGCAGGUGAUAAAAGGUAAUUCUCUGUGUUCACCUCCGGCCUAUACGCAAGGUUAAUGACAAAUCUGUCCGCCGUGGCUUGAGGGUCAGUCAGCCAAUGAGGCCUCUGGAGCCUCUUUUGACUUCACAAUCGAACAAGCAGUGGCUGCUUAAAAACACCCUCAGGCACUCGUUUCUUUUCUCAUUUUUAUUUUUUUUCACCCCCUCUGUCUUUAUCCCUCUGUGCAGCCACAUCAGUUAAGCAAGUAAUACUGUAGCUUCAUUCUCUUAAGCUGCUUAUCUCUUUUGACAGCACAGUCAGGCACUGUUAAUCUAGUCUUUUGUCUGGGGUUGGCCAGAUUCCUCCCCAGGAAGGUCGUUAGGUAAACAUGGGCUCUGGAACCUGUCCAGGCGUGGGCAAAGUGAGACCUGGGAGGAGAGAGCCAGCUCCAACUUGAUUCCCACCCUGCCCAUUAUUGACAAAACACAAAGGUUCAGGGUUCCUGUGAGACCAAAAGACACUGUGUACCUAGAUAUUGAUUCACUGACAUAUUCAGUGUGUGCUGCAGACGAACAAACAGACUAACUAAAGAAAAUUGAAUAUCUUUGGCUUUUGGACUGUUGGACCUCACCUUGGGGUCUUUCUGACAUUUUUAUAGAGAACACCACUCAGUCGAUUAUCUGAGAAAAUAAUUACAUUCAUCGAUAAUGAAAGGAAUUGUUAGUUGCAGCCCUAACGGAUUGUUAAAAGUAUUUGUCAUUACUUAAGUUACAAAUCAAAUAAAUGACUGAUUUUUUAGUGAAAAAAAACAGCUGCAAGUGCAAAAUAUACCUUAUAUUAUUUCAGUUUUGUAAAGUGUUUCUAUCAUGUUUUUACUCAGCAAAAAAGUUUCUAAUUCGUGCACCUUUUGGAAAUUAAUACUGUUUUUGCAGGCUGUUUUAUAGUAACACAUUCAAAUAAACAUCUACAAUCCAAGGCAAAAAACGUGUUAAAAUAUUACUAAACUCUGACCAUAAGUUUAGGUAACACCUGACUUUCGUCAAAAGUAAGGCUACAACACAUAACCUUAUCAUGCAAGUGCUUCAACAGCUUUUCCCAAACAGCUGAAGUUUUCGAGCUGGGCCUCCUGAUGAACCACAACACUGGUCUGCACCAGUCAAAUGUAGUCCAAGGACAAACACGGGAGGCACAUCAGGCCAAACUCAGUGUCAGGAAAGCAGCCAAAACUCCCUCUAUUUUCACUCCUGAUUACUGGCUUGGUAUGAAAAGCAGAUCGAGUGAAAUGUUAUGACGAACUGUGAAGUGGGAGUCUGAGUGGGAAGCUUCAUUGUGUGAUGAAUGGACAACGCGAUGUUGCAUGGCCAUUGGUCAGUGCUGCUUUUUCACCUCUUUCUGUCUUCACCUCCCUCCCCCCCCGUCCCAUCCCUUUUCUUGCGCUCUCUUCUUUUGAGACCUCAUGCUUGGCCCUCUGUCCAGCUGCCGCCUGCCACCAGAGAGCCAGCCAACCUCAGGCCCACACAGCCGACCCCGGCAGAUGUCCCAGAGUGGACACUGGGGUGGUGGGGGGGCACGGGGGGCAGAGCAGGCAGAGUGACACACCGGACAGAAGGAGAAAGAGCCAAAAAAAAGAGAAGAAAAAGCCAUUGGCCUUGGCCAUUAUGUUUGGGCUGACAUAGAGAAACUGUGUGUGAUUGCACGUAUACAUAUGUUGAGUGCAUGUGUGUGUUAUUAUCCAUCGUAACUUCUCUUAUUAUUUGCAGGAGCCUCUGGUGAACCAGACACAUUCAUCCCAGGACAUAACAUCGUACAGUACACUUACAUAUAGGGCUGCAACUAAAGAUAAUUUUCUUUUAUUGAUCGAUAAAUAGUUUGGUCCACAAAAUGUCAUAGUGCAAAAUUCCCCUCACAAUAUCCCAGAGCUCAAUGUGACAUAUUUCAAUUGCGGCUGAAGCACUGGUUUAUAUAUGAUUUUAAUUAGAAAGCCAACUGACGUGCACUGACCUGACCCUCUGAAGGAUACAGCUGUGUUCCAUUUGAAAACAUUUGUGUUAGACUCCUGCUGCUGGUUCGUCAUCUCUGCCGACCUCGCUCUCCUUAUGUAAGGAAAUAACCGAUGAAUAGAGAUGAACACGGCCCCAAUAACUCUGCAUUUUUCUCAUCAUCCUGCUCCUCAUUGCUCUCGCAGAUAAUGGGGAAUUCAUAUGCCGGGCAACUGAAAUCUGCUCGAUUUGAAGAGGCUCUCCACAACUCUAUUGAGGCGUCGCUGCGCUCCAGCAGUGGAGAUCCGCAGCCUAUCUUCACGCAGCUCUACCUUGAGCCAGAGCCGUAUCCAGGUAACGUGGAAGACAUAAAGCCGAAAGCCGACCUCCACGGCGGGGAGCCGCCAGGCAACGAGCUCAUGAACGGCCACUCUUCCAACGAUCCGGAAGAGCUGGAAGAGGACGAUGACUCAGACAGCAGCAGCCCUCCACUUCCCUACCUACAGGCCCCUGCACCCGACGGCUGCUGCACACUGGACGGCUUCUGUCAGGCCGGCAAGGACCUCCGCCUGGUAUCCAUAGCAACAGAGCCCAUCGAAGCCCCAGCGGGCUUCGAGCUGGUCGGUGCCAAGUCCCCCAGCGUCCCCGAGCACAUCCUGGUGUGUGCCGUGGACCGCCGCUUUUUGCCCGACGAGAAUGGGAAAAAUGCACUUUUAGGUUUUUCAGGAAACUGUGUGGGAUGUGGGGAAAAGGGCUUUAGAUACUUCACUGAGUUUUCGAACCACAUCAACCUGAAGUUAUCCACCCAGCCCAAGAAGCAGAAGCACUUAAAAUACUACCUGGUGAAGAAUUCUCAGGGUGCUCUGUGCAAAGGACCCCUCAUCUGUUGGAAAGACUGUAAAAGCCGCCAGAUCUCCAGCAGCGCGUCGACGUCCAAACCCAGCUCGUCCUCCUCUCUCAGCAGCAAAGAAAACGGAGGCGCCAGUGGACACAGCUCCUCGACCUUCUCCUUCUCAGUGGACGUUGGAUGCGGACACAGAAGAGUCUGUGUGAGUAGAAGCAUGAAGGCCAAAGGCAACCAAAUGACCAAACAGGGGAAAGGUGGGUGUGAAGGCUGCAGGGAGAUGGUGAGUGUUAUAUGUAUUUUAAAGUCCAUUUUGUUUUUACUUCCAGAUUCUCCACCCACCAGAACGACACAAGUGUCCUCUGUCUUUUUCGGGAGUCAGGACCUCGGCAGAGACUGCAGUUUCCUCAAACCUCUGUCCUCCACAUCUGGAACCAAGACUCUACCAAUAGUCCCCACAGCUCUGAGGGUGAACGGGCCGAUGAAUUGCCUGGGUGACGGGCGUCCUCCCUUACUGAGCCCCUCCCAGGUCUCCUUAGGGCCUCAAGGUCCGGCGUAUCGCACUGCUGACUUAGGAGACAGUCCUGCAUCCUCUGCCAUGAACUCGGGUCCUCCGAAGAAGCGCCACCGGAGCUGGCAUCCCAACUCGCUGGUACCCGUCCCACCGACGGCCGUCCCCGUUCCGGCCAUCCGUCCGAUAGUUUGCUCUCCGGGUGCUGUAUUAGGAAUGUCCUCUCCUCAGCCUCCGGUAGCAGGAGUCAUUCAGCCCCAACCUGUCACCGCUGGAGAGACGGUCAUCGUCCCCGACAAUCUGCUCAACUCCUCAGGAGUUCGCCCUGUCAUCCUCAUCGGGCAUGGCACUUUACCUUAUUUCUAUGGGAAUGUUGGGGACAUAGUGGUGAGCCCCCUCCUGGUCAGCUGCUACAAGAGUAGCCAGCUGACGGAGAAGACCCUGGAGACGUUGGGCCUCAACAGCAGCCAGCUUCUCUGUGUGGAGACGAUGAUUCUGCUCACUUUACAGUAUCUCGCACGUUUAGGCUUGGUGCAGAUUCCUCUGAGGGAGGAGCUGGAGCAGAUUGUUUUGAAGGCUAUGCUGUGCUGCCCCAGGGGUCCUGCCAUCUCCCCGUCUCAGCUGCCCUGGUUGGCUCGGCUGGAAGCCAGCGUCUCAGGGGGCAGUGUCCAGGUCGUCGUUACCCACAACUCUUUGGGAGAGGGCAUCUCGGAGUCACUUCGAUCUCUGAGCGAGGGCCCUCACCACCAGAAGUGCCUGCCCACCUAUGUAGUCAUUAUAUGUGCCAAUAAAAUGAGCGGCAACGAGUUCUGUGUGCUGGUUUUGGGAAAAUACCAAGCGCGGGCCUUAGCUGAAGGCAUGCUGACAACCAAUGAGUUUCUCAAGGAGAUCAGCUACGAACUCAUCACGGGGAAAGUCAGCAUCUUAGCGUCUCACUUCAAAACCACGUCACUGGGAGACAAUCUGGACAAGCAGCUGGUGCGAUACCAGCGCAGAUGGAAGGGACAGGUCAUCCAGCCCUUCCAGGGCGAUGUCACUGACCACAUCCACUCCCAGGAAGCCGCCAGCAUGUCACCACCCUCGGAGAGAGCAGAGCUUUUAAGCAAGCUCUUCCAGAUCUAUCCCACCCAGCUGAGCGUGGCUCGGAGCUUGCUCUCUCAAGUCUGCUCCAUCGCUGACUCGGGAACUCAGAACCUCGACUUGGGGCGUUUUUGUAAAGUGGACUUUCUCAUUCUGGUGCCUCCAUCUCACAUUCUGGUACACCAGACGGCACAGCGCAUCCGGCAAUCAGGAGUGCUUGUCGACUUGGGAAUCGAAGACGUCUGCUCAGCCCACCAGAAAUCAGACAAAUACGUGGUGCGUCUGGACGGCGAGGUUCACGCCAAGAUGGAAGCCUUCAUGAGGAAAGUCAAGCAGAACCCCUACACCCUGUUUGUCCUCAUUCACGACAACUCACACGUGGACCUCACAAGUGCUCUGUCAGGCUCCGUGUGCCACGGCGAGCUGCAGGGUUUGGCCGACCGGGUGGUCAACUGCCAGGAAGUCCUCGAUGCCAUGAACCUCCUGGUCCUGCAGGUCAGCUGCUUCCCGUACACACUGCAGACCCACCAGUCCCGCAUCAGCAUCCAUAACGAAGUUCACUGGCCCUCCGUCGAAAGUCUGCAGGGGGAGCAGCCUCCUAACGAGUUGCUCUACUUUGGCCUGAGGGACUACAGCAGCUCCCUGCAGUGGGGUGUGGCCAGCCCCAUUCUGCGUUGUGAUGAUGCGUUUGAGAAGAUGGUCCACACGUUGCUGGAAAGACAUCCACACCUGCACAGCAUGGUGAUCCGGAGCUACCUGCUGAUUCAGCAGUACACUGAGGCCAUGAUGGCCUUGACCUCUUCCCCGUCCCUGAGAGACCACAUAACCCCAGAGACCUUGGCCAUGGUGGAGGACCUGAUCAACGCCCCGAGCAGAGAGGGCUCCCAGGGCCGGGGCCACAUGCUGCUAGUUCGGGUCCCCUCGCUGCAGCUGGCGAUGCUGGCCCGGGAGCGACUAGAGGACGUGAGGGACAAACUGGGGCUCCAGUUGUGCUUCGCAGUGCUGCUGGGAAGCCCGGCCACCGAGCUCAACCUACAGAAGAACUUUACCAACCGCCUCAAGGCGUGGAGAGGCUGUGAAAAUGAAGACUGGGUGCCACACACGUAUGAGGAUCUGGAAGGCCUGCCCUGCAUCGUCAUCCUUACAGGGAAGGACCCUCUUGGAGAAACUUUCCCCAGGUCUCUGAAAUACAGCGACCUGCGUCUGAUAGACUCCAGCUACCUGACUCGUACGGCCCUGGAGCAGGAGGUGGGUCUGGCCUGCACCCACGUGUCCAUGGGGGUGGUCCACGAACCCAAGAAGGCCAUGGCCCCCCGGGAAUCAGACGGAGAGAAGGCCACCACCAGCUUGAACGAUGGAGACGAGCUGGAGAGGCCUCAGAGCAACGGCAGCGCUGCAACCAGAACCUCUGGCUCUUUGGCAGAGAACGGUGUCAGCUCAUCGGACAUUGCCGACUCUUUCCAGAGGCCCUCCACCUCCACCUGCCCACCCGAAGGUGCCAUCACCUCAGACAUGGCCACAGGGACGCAGGGCUUCAAGCAGGAGUGCGAUUCCCUAGAAAGCCAGCUCUCCUCCAACCCCUCUAAAGCCUCCAAGGCCCCUCCCUCUCUUUACUCCAGUUCCUCCUCUUCCUCCCCAUCGUCCUCCUCCACGCAGAGGCCCAGCCAGUCCACACAGUGCGUUCGAGAGCCUAAGCCCACUCGGGUGUCACCGCGGACGGUAAUCAUGUCGCGGGCGGCAUACAGCCUGCUGGCGGGGGAGUCGGGGAGUCAGCUGAGCUCCUUCUCCCUGCUGCCUCAUGCAGACGUGGCCUGGAGCAGCCCGCUGAGGCCCCUCGUCACUCACAACCUGCAGGGGGAAGAGCGGAGCAUGUACUACCGCGAGUGGACCAUCGCCAGGCAGCAUCACGCCGAUUACGAAGCUCCAUCUGUGCCACAUCCAAGACGCAUGCUACUCAGUGGACCCCCACAGGUGGGAAAAACUGGUGCCUAUCUGCAGUUUCUUCGCAUCCUGUUUCGAAUGCUCAUCAGACUGUUGGAAGUAGAUGUGUAUGAUGAGGAAGAGGAGGAGGAAGAAGAGACUUCAGAGGUUACAACUCUCGUAAAAACCCAGCUGCCUGACAUUGAGGAAGUGCGGAAGCUGCCCUUUGACCCCUACCCCCGGGACCCUAAGUUCAGGAAGGCCAGCCCUGUUUACACUGACAAGAGGUCAAAGUGCUUAAAAGAUUUUAAGCAAGAAGGCAAGAGCCAAACGCCAGACAAACGAGUGACCAAGUCCAUACGUCUGAGCAGGUUUGCUGCCCACAAUGCCUUUCAUCACUGUGAACAGUGUCACCACUACUGUGAAGCAGGCCCCGCCACGCAGCUGUCGGAGUGCACCUUCCAUGCUUUCACCUUCUGCUCAUCCAUGCUGGGGGAGGAGGUCCAGCUCCAGUUUGUCAUUCCCAAAGCCAAGGAGCAGCACUUUGUUUUCAGUCAGCAGGGCAGCCACUUGGAAAGCAUGCGCCUGCCUCUGGUCUCCACCAAGGACCCAGAUCGGUUGAAGAGUCCGAUCUUCACCCCGACUACAGGACGCCAAGAGCACGGCCUGCUCAACAUUUACCAUGCCAUGGAGGGCGCCACUCAUCUGCACAUCCUGGUGGUCAAGCAGUUUGAGAUGCCCCUCUACAGAAAGUACUGGCCCAACCACAUCUUGCUCGUCCUGCCGGCUGUGUUCAACAACACGGGAGUUGGUGCUGCCCGCUUCAUGAUCAAAGAGCUGUCAUAUCAUAACCUGGAGCUGGAAAGAAACAGACUGGAGGAGCAAGGUGUCAAGAGGCAAGAUGUAUGGCCUUUCAUUGUCAUGAUGGACGACUCAUGCGUGCUGUGGAACACCCACCAGCCAGCAGACAGCAGCGAGACAUCGGACGGAACCAACGUGUCACUAAAGAUGGUGCUGCAGCAUAUGGAAAACACACCGAAGAUCUCCCUGUACGCAAUGUGCGGCACGCGCAGGUGGAGCAGCAGCCUGGCUCGCAAGUCUCCCAGCCAUCCCUUCAGCCGGUGUCACCUCCAUGACUUGGUCAUGCUUAAUGUGGACCUGACACAGAAUGUUCAUUAUGACCUUAAUCGGUAUAGCUGUGAGGAGGUGGACUUUAAUUUAAGGGUGAACAGUAGUGGGCUGCUGCUGUGUCGCUUCAACUACUUCAGCCUCAUGAAGAAACACAUUCCAGUUGGGGGAAACAAAGACUUCCUGGUCAAACCUAAACUCAUGGAUAUGGGAAACCCCACCUCAAUCAGCCCGCCACAGUAUGUCUGCGCCCCAGAUAGCGAGCAGACCCUCCUGGACGCCCCGGCCCAGUUCCUGCUGGAAAGGUUCCUGCAAAGCUGCAGCCACAGACUGUUUCCGAAGGCCGUUCAGAACAGAAGCAACCCAGUUCUGUCCAUUGACAGCUACCUCAACAUCAGCCCGGAGAUUUCUGUGUGCUACAUCAACUCUCGUCCACACUCCACCAACCUGAACCACCAGGGCCUGCUGUUCAGCGGCCUGCUGCUUUACCUCUGUGACUCCUUUGUCGUCUCCGGACUCCUCAAGAAAUUCCGCUUCCUCAAAGGCGCCACUCUCUGCGUGAUCUGCCAGGACCGAAGUUCUCUGCGCCAGACCAUCGUCCGACUGGAGCUGGAGGACGAGUGGCAGUUCCGCCUGCGGGACGAGUUUCAGACAGCUAACUGCAGCGAUGACCGGCCCCUCUACUUUCUGACUGGCCGCCAUGUUUGAACCUAAAAAACAGAUUUGAUUCCAAACCAGCCAGCGGUCACAAUUCUCGCCAUUCCAAUGGAAGGUCAGAGGGGAUAUGCUGGAGCACUAUAUCCAAAGUGCCCCACGAGUGGACGCAAGGCCACCUGAUAUGGCUUUCCUUUCAUCUGUACUACCACAGUGCACUACGACUGACUCUGAAGAGGGUCAGUGCGUGUUUUAACUCUUGCUUGUAGCUGGGAUUGUCUCCACUUUGCUGUGGGGGAAAACAUGGACGCUCUCGGAUCAACGAUGUGACUAUUUGAAGAUUGUAUUUGUACAUACAAAUGUACUUUGACUACAGUAUGUCCCAUUCUGGGCAUACGUGUUUAUCUCAGGUUUUUAAAGGGAGAUCCAAGGGAGGUCGCUUAAAGGAGUAAAGCUUUUUUUUUUUUUUCGUUCACCGUGUAUUUUUGAUUUGUGUUGUGCACCAAAGACAUCCUCAGCCUUUUCCCUUCGCUCUCCUCGUCCCUCCUCACCUGCUCUGCCUCUCAAACUCCACACAGCCUAUUGACUAUACAAGUCAGCUCACUGUAUUAAAUAGAUAUUAACAUAGAUGUUGACCUGUAUUGGAUUUCUCAAUCAUUUAAACUGCAAAUGGACUUCUGUCUUGUGCCUCUAAAGAUAUAUAUGUGUGGAAUCGAUAAUCCUUCUGACGGGGAGCUGAAUGUGGUUUUAGUAUCAAAAUGACUUGACGCGUGAAUCUAUCCAAAGACUUUUUCACAACUGAAGAAAAGUACAAGUUGUGUCCCUUCAAGAAUGUAGUACGUUAAUGUCCUAUUAAGGCUUGAAUAUACAACUAUGAAGCAGGUCUGUUGUCUGUAAAUGUUAAAUGCCAAACAGACGGACGUGGAAGCAAAACUAGUUCAGUUAUAAAUGUUUUGUAUUCAGGCGUUACCCGACUUGAAUACUGGGUAUUUGAAGCAUAAUCGCAUCAUGCUAGUCAAUGCUAUUUAAUAAGCCAGCCCUCUUCACUGCCAAAUAUCCUGCUGCUGACUACUGUGAUUUGAACCUCCUGUUACAAUGUUCUGAGGCUGAUUGUACAUUAAUGGUCUUGGCUACCAUCCACACAUUAACUCACAAUCUGCCAUAUUUUGUCCCCCCCAAAAAAACAUAGGGUCAAAAGCAGCUGAUCAGAUCAUUUCAUAUACUUGAAAGUAGAAUGUUUUUAUAUGUUUCUGCACAGGGUUGUCCAAAGAAUAUGCCUUUUUAGUGACGUUUCAUACAGUCACUGCUCAAGUCUUUAAAUUUUUCCGGACCAAUGACAAUGAAGAAACCAUUUAACUGUGAGACGAAGAAAUGUUGUGUGUCUGAGUGAAGCAAAAUGAAAUAAUUAGAUUUUGGACUACUGUACUGUUUAAAGCUUUGUUUACAUUAAUAAUAUAUUAUAUCAUCCUAUUAACCACUGAGGGUUACUGAUGUUUUUUUUAGACUUGUGUAACUUUUGCCAGUAUCUUUUGGUCAUGAUGUCUUUCUUCAUUUUACGUGAUGUUGCAAAGACGGGAAGAAUCUACCUAGAUGAGUCCUUAACCAAAUGUCUGUAUCCCUGCCUGUUCUUGUGUUGUGUUUUUAUUGAAAAUGAAAAUCAGGUCCAUUUGGGAUUCUUAUUUAUUUGACAAACAUUUUGGACGGAUAAUCAUAUUGAGGCGUAAUAUUUGAUUGCACGAGGGCGCGUGUUCUCUUCAAAACCAUCCAUGAAGGCUUUGCACAAGACCCAGACGAAUGAUUCUUAGAUCUACUGAAUGUCACUGGGGGUAGGAAAUGUGAACGUGCACUCUACAAGUUACCAGCAGGAAAAACAAAUAUUUCCCAUUGUUAAAUGAGCCCCAAAAUUUGUCCAAAUACAAGACUUGUGAUCCAAACUUUAACUUAAACGCCAAUGGUCCAUAGAAAGUGUCUUUUUUGUUUAUAAUUUAACACUUAAUAUGCAACUUGCUCUCACAAUCGUCACUGAAAUGUGUUUGAUAACCAUGUGCGGCCCAGUGGUGGCCUUGGUGUCCGGGUGAUCUACCUCAUGUUUACCGUUGUGGUUGCAGGCUGUGAACGUAUGAACGUAUUAGAGCCAUGCUAUUGUUGUUGAAAAUGUAUGAAUGUAAUAAAAUGACUUCGAAAAUCA
Messenger RNA from Anarrhichthys ocellatus (wolf-eel), 11106 nucleotides. It is a transcript of the gene greb1l, whose product is annotated as GREB1 like retinoic acid receptor coactivator. The record is from RefSeq and is a predicted model, not a curated record. The coding region runs from base 2916 to 8972 and encodes 2018 amino acids. Lineage: Eukaryota; Metazoa; Chordata; Actinopteri; Perciformes; Anarhichadidae. The transcript is spliced from 33 exons. Gene Ontology annotation, biological process: multicellular organism development; kidney development.